Messenger RNA from Leptomonas pyrrhocoris, 1004 nucleotides. Its product is annotated as putative Syntaxin 5. The transcript has a single exon. Gene Ontology annotation, cellular component: Golgi membrane; SNARE complex; endomembrane system. Gene Ontology annotation, biological process: intracellular protein transport; vesicle fusion; endoplasmic reticulum to Golgi vesicle-mediated transport. Gene Ontology annotation, molecular function: SNARE binding; SNAP receptor activity. The record is from RefSeq and is a predicted model, not a curated record. The coding region runs from base 111 to 1004 and encodes 297 amino acids. Lineage: Eukaryota; Euglenozoa; Kinetoplastea; Trypanosomatida; Trypanosomatidae.
GGUUUUGGGAAUUACGGUAAGUCGGGUUACCUGUGUCUCAAAUACACACACUCUAAUGAUUGGCACUCAGGAGCCACCAAGGAUACAUAAUUAGAAAAGGCACGUUAACGAUGGUGGUCGAACGGGAUCGUUCUAAUGAGCUGUACGACCUCUUCUCGCGGAUGCGGCAGCGUCAACCCCAGCCGGCGACCACGACCGCCGUCGCUCCGGGUUUGCACAGCAGCUCCGACGUGCAGACAUUCAACCGUUUCGCGAAGGAGUUCUCCACCAACAUCGCCACCGUAUCAGAGUACAUAAUGCGACUUACGCAGCUGACAAACCAACAGAGUGUGUUUGACGACCAGACAGCAGAAGUGAGCGAGCUGACGCAGAUAGUGAAGACGUCGCUGCAACGCCUGCACAAUGACGCUGGAACGCUGGAGGAGCUGAAGAGGCGGGCGAUGACGUCUCAGAAGAACACCGCUCCCACCUCAACGGGUCAUCUCCGCACCGCAGAGAAGCACAGUGACACUGUGGUAGAGACACUGCGCAGCCGUCUGGCCAGAACAGGCCAGCAGUUUCGCACCACUCUCCAGCACCAGUCCAAAAGUCUAAAGGACAAGGCAAAUCGACGCCAUAUGUUCACGACAGCGGACAGGCCACAGACAUUUGAGAGCGCGCUUUUCCAAGAUCAGGAGCAGCAUCAGCAACAGCAGCAGCUGCUGGCUGGCACGGGUAACAUCCAGUAUUACCAGCAGCGCGCCGACGCCGUGAUGGAGAUCGAGGCUGCCGUGCAGGAAGUGGGCGAACUCUUCAACGACUUCACCCGGCUUGUGCAAGAACAGGAAGAGGUGGUGCUCCGCAUUGACACUGACGUGGGCGAUGCGGUGCGUCACGUCAACGCGGGAAGUAACGAACUCAUGCGUUACUUGACAAAUCUUAGCUCCAACCGCGGUCUCAUUCUGAAGGUGUUUGCGAUGCUCUUCUUCUUCCUGAUGUUUUUCGGUCUUAUUGUGGUGCGCUGA